Molecule: messenger RNA, 1683 nt
Organism: Centruroides sculpturatus (bark scorpion)
Lineage: Eukaryota; Metazoa; Arthropoda; Arachnida; Scorpiones; Buthidae
Gene: ScsbetaG
Product: succinate--CoA ligase [GDP-forming] subunit beta, mitochondrial-like
Exons: 11
Coding region: 72-1349 (425 amino acids)
Biological process (GO): succinyl-CoA metabolic process; tricarboxylic acid cycle
Cellular component (GO): succinate-CoA ligase complex; mitochondrion
Molecular function (GO): ATP binding; succinate-CoA ligase (GDP-forming) activity
Source: RefSeq, a predicted model, not a curated record
GUAAAUCGAGAUAAAAAUAGGCUGGUAGAAGCACGUGAUUUACAGUUAUGUUUACUUUUGAUUAAUGGAAGAUGGCUGCUGUUUGUAAAAGUUUAAAAUGGAUGCGCUCCACGGUGCAGUUACUUAGGCUUCAGGCUUCUUGUAUUCAACAGCCUGUGAGAUGUUUGAACAUUCAUGAAUUUCAGAGCAAACAGUUAAUGGCAGAUAAUGGAAUUCAAGUUCAGCGUUUUAAAGUAGUUGAUUCAAUUGAACAAGCGGAUCUUAUUGCUAAUACAUUUGAUGUUAAAGAAUAUGUAAUUAAAGCACAAAUUUUAGCUGGUGGUAGGGGGAAAGGAACUUUUUCAAGUGGCCUUCAGGGUGGUGUUAAAUUAACAAAAAAUCGUGAAGAUAUUGUUCCUCUUGUAGAAAAGAUGAUAGGUCACAAAUUGAAGACGAAACAAACUACAGGAGAUGGUGUAUUAGUUACAAAAGUUAUGAUAGCUGAAGCACUUGAUAUUUCAAGAGAAACCUAUCUUGCUAUUUUGAUGGAUCGAGAUUCAGGUGGUCCAGUUAUUGUUGCUAGUCCAUCUGGUGGUGUUGAUAUAGAAGAAGUUGCAGCAAAAUCUCCAGAUCUUAUUUUCAAGGAAUCUGUUGACAUAAUGAAAGGAUUAACAAACACUCAAGCCAAAGCCUUAGCUAAAAAUUUACAGUUUCAGGGUACAUUAAUAGAUGAAGCAGCUGAUCAAAUUAAAAAAUUAUACCAAUUAUUUUUAAAAAUUGAUGCAACGCAAUUAGAAGUUAAUCCUUUUGGUGAAACACCAGAUGGAAAAGUUGUCUGUUUUGAUGCAAAAAUAAACUUUGACGAUAAUGCUGAAUUUCGACAGAAGGAGAUCUUUGCCAAUGGUGACAAUACUGAGAGUGAUCCACGUGAGGUGGAAGCUGCAAAGUAUCAAUUAAACUAUAUAGGAAUGGAUGGAAACAUUGCCUGUUUGGUAAAUGGUGCAGGCUUGGCAAUGGCAACCAUGGAUAUCAUACAUCUUUACGGAGGAAGUCCUGCCAAUUUUUUGGAUGUUGGAGGCGGAGUGAAGGAAGAGCAGGUUUAUCAAGCAUUUAAGAUUCUCACCAGUGAUUCAAAAGUAAAAGCAAUCCUCGUAAAUAUAUUUGGAGGUAUAGUCAAUUGUGCCAUUAUUGCAAAUGGUAUUAAAAAUGCUUGUAAAACCAUGCAAUUACAAGUGCCUCUAGUUGUAAGAUUGGAAGGUACUAAUGUGGACGAAGCAAAGAAAAUACUGGCGGAGAGUGGACUGUCGAUCACGACUGCCAUUGACUUGGAUGAUGCUGCAAGGAAGGCUGUGGCCAGCCUGAAAAUCUAAUUUUAACGGUUUGUAGUGUUGGAAUGGUUGGGAGAAGGAUUUGUACCGACUCGAAUGAGACGAGAAUUUUGUCAGCCAUUUUGGCAUCAAUUGUUUUAUAACAACGAUUGAGAAAAAUUAUAUAUUUUAUAGUAAAAUGACUAACACGUAGACACCCGGCACUACAAAAUUUUUUGUGCCAAGAUGUCUAGGGACUUUCUUUUGCCAAGACAAAAGUGGCAUAUUACCUAGUCCAUAUUAUUAUCAUUAUUUACAAUGAUGACAGAAUACUUAUAUAGAUUAAUAGAAAAAUUUUUAUAUUGAAUUUAUACAUGCCAAAUAUUAGUUUUUGAAA